Pundamilia nyererei is the source of this 2140-nucleotide messenger RNA. RefSeq names its product P2Y receptor family member 10 (gene p2ry10). The coding region runs from base 665 to 1843 and encodes 392 amino acids. The transcript has 5 exons. The record is from RefSeq and is a predicted model, not a curated record. Lineage: Eukaryota; Metazoa; Chordata; Actinopteri; Cichliformes; Cichlidae. Gene Ontology annotation, biological process: phospholipase C-activating G protein-coupled receptor signaling pathway; positive regulation of Rho protein signal transduction. Gene Ontology annotation, cellular component: plasma membrane. Gene Ontology annotation, molecular function: G protein-coupled receptor activity.
AUGGCGAGUGUAUGUCAUAAAGCUGAAGCGUGGUUAAACAUUUCUACAGCACGUGAAGGCUUUCCUUCUUUUUUUUCUCUAGGCCUCGUGAACGAAAACCAUAACCACAAGAACAAAGCCUAAAAGCUACUGCUCAGUGUCAGAGGACACACAAAUGCAGCUUUUUUAUUUAAUUUUUCUUUUUAAUUUUUAGAGGACUAGGAGCCAGGUAACCUACAUUUUGCUGAAUAAAUACUAUGAUUUAAAAACGGAAGUACAGAAUCUGAACGGGGAAGCAGAUGAGUGCAGUUAUUUUGGUCACAACGGCUGUCAGUGAACUGAGACAACUUUUACACCGUCAGUGUUGCACUGUAGAUGUAUUUAAAUACAGACUGCAAAGAAGAGAAGCUAAAGAAGAGGGCUGAUUUCCUCGGGAUCUGCUGCGUCUGCGAACCAGAUCACCUUUGAAAAGAUCUUUUGAAAAUCUUCAGAAAUUUCUGAGCGCGAGGACUUUGUAGAAGGUGUGCGCGAUGCUCCACGCGGUCGCUCCUGGCUCUGACCUCUACCUUCUGCCUAUACGGGUGAUUUAGAGGCACAAGAAACAAGCUGUCAAAGGUAAAAAUUAUGAUCAAAGGAAAGGCACGCUUGGCUAUAUCAUCGGUGUCACUGUGAGGGAAAAAGAAAUAUGGUCACCAAUAUGACUGAAUGCAACUACAAUGAAACGGUCUGGAAUCAGAAAAUGGACGUGAUAUACACCUACUUCUACCUGAUUCUCUUCAUACCCGGGCUGCUGCUCAACACCACUGCACUCUGGGUCCUCCUCAGAUACAUCAGCAAGAAGACCAAGGCGGUGAUCUUCAUGAUAAACCUGGCGAUCGCAGACCUGGCCCACAUCCUCUCUCUGCCCCUCAGGAUCUAUUAUUAUUUCACGCACACCUGGCCCUUUGGACGCGGUCUCUGCUUGUUCUGCUUCUACCUGAAAUAUCUCAACAUGUACGCCGCUAUAAUGUUCCUGGUGUGCAUCAGCAUGCAGAGGUGUCUGUUCCUGCAGAAGCCGUUCACGGCUCGAAGGUGGCGGCGUCGCUAUGACCUGCUGAUCAGCUUUGUAGUGUGGGUUGUGGUUGGUCUGAGCUGCUCUCCCUUUAUCCUGAUGCGGAGUAGCAACAACAGUAGCAAAAAUGAAGUGGCAUUAAACAGCACCCAUGCCCAGUUUCCCUUAGGUGUCACCAAACAGAGUUUAGACUCCAACGCCACUUCGGCGGGCUGUUUUAAAGACUUGCCCAUGCGCCAUCCUCCUCUCUCGUUGACGAUCACCAUGCUGGUCUUUCUUGAGGCGUGUGGUUUCCUAAUCCCUCUAGCAUGCAUGUCAUACAGCACCGUCCGCAUCUUCUGGUCACUCAAGGAGAAGCAGAUCCAGGAUCAGCACAACUCCUUCAACUCCUCAGCACGCAGCCGCCUCCACUCAGUCACCUCCAACUGCCAGGCGGAGAAACCGAAUGAAAAGCACACAAAUGGCGAGAAGCGGCGUGCUCUGCGGAUGGUGGUGGGCUGCUUCAUUCUCUUUUUGUUCUGCUUCGCUCCGUACCACCUCAACUUCGCGCUCUACCUGAUGGUGAAGCAGAGUAUCGUGUCCAGCUGCACCGUCAGAAGGGUGGUGCUCCAGUUUCACCCAGUGUCUCUGUGCAUGGCGGGCCUGAGCUGCUGCUUCAACCCCAUCCUUUAUUACUUUCUUACAGCCGAGUUUAGGAUGCACCUCAAAAGGCGCACCUCCUCCUUCUCGUCCUCCAUCUCCUCCCCAACCACAUCACCGACCCAGUGUCCUCUGCAGAGCAGACUCAUGAGCACCUCCUCAUACAGGGAGUAGCAUUGCUCAGAGGAAAAGUCCAUGAAGGAUUCUGUUGAACUUUAAAGCCGACUGACACCGGGUCCAAGCUGGAUAUGAUCAGCUGACAUGUUGCAGCUGUCUGAACACAAACAACCCAAAAGACAUUGACCUGAGUUGUGUGAAGCCCGCCUCCUCUAAAGCAAGCAGAAAACACCCUCCAACAUGCAGUAUCGUAAACGCUGCCCAAUGUUUCAGUUUGUGUGUAUAAAACUUGAUAUAAGCUAUGUAAUAAAAGCUGUAUGUGAAAUGCACUCCCAUUAAAAGCUUUAAGUCUCA